Messenger RNA from Ctenopharyngodon idella (grass carp), 3571 nucleotides. RefSeq names its product nuclear factor NF-kappa-B p100 subunit. Gene Ontology annotation, biological process: non-canonical NF-kappaB signal transduction; cellular response to stress; inflammatory response. The transcript has 24 exons. Gene Ontology annotation, molecular function: protein binding; RNA polymerase II cis-regulatory region sequence-specific DNA binding; DNA-binding transcription factor activity, RNA polymerase II-specific. Gene Ontology annotation, cellular component: site of double-strand break; nucleus; cytoplasm. NCBI's taxonomy places the organism in Eukaryota, Metazoa, Chordata, Actinopteri, Cypriniformes, Xenocyprididae. The record is from RefSeq and is a predicted model, not a curated record. Bases 247 to 2985 code for a protein of 912 amino acids.
GCGGAAUUCCCCCUUGAGUCCGGGGCUUUCCAGUCAGUAGCGUUCGUCGAUUCAUGAAAGUGUGCGAUCAUAUGGACUGUUCACUAAAUAAUAGAAGAAACUGGAACAGAUUCAUUGGAUGGAUAAGUUUUUAGUUUUUAGUUAAGUCGACGUCGAAUAGAAACUACACGAGAAUUAGCAAACAUCACAGUUAUCCAAGUCUGUCAGGAGUUCAGAAUCGGUUCGGAUGACCCUGCAGAGAACAGAAUGGCUGGAGCACUAAGGAUGGAUGAUGCGCAAUAUCCAAUGAAGUUUGACAAUGAGUCUUUACAGUUUAUGGUGGACCUUCCAUAUCUCCAUGAACCUUUUGAAGUGAAGCAUGAACCCUUUGUGACAGAAACAGUUCAUGGGCCUUACCUACAGAUAAUUGAAGAGCCAAAGCAGAGAGGAUUCAGAUUUCGUUAUGAAUGUGAGGGCCCAUCCCACGGUGGUCUGCCAGGGGCCUCCAGUGAGAGGAACAGAAGGACGUAUCCCACAGUCAAGGUUUCAAACUAUGUGGGUCAUGCUCGCGUGGAGGUUCAGUUAGUGACACACACAGACCCCCCUCGUGUUCAUGCGCACAGCCUUGUGGGUCGUCAGUGUAACGACAACGGGAUAUGCAGCAUUGAUGUUGGGCCUAAUGAUCUCACAGCACAAUUCAGUAAUUUAGGAAUCCUCCAUGUUACUAAGAGAGGUGUGGCUGAAGUAUUAACAAAAAGGCUGAGAGAAGAGAAGAGGAGGACAAAGGAGCCUGGAUAUAAGUUUAGUGAUGCAGAGGAACAGGCUAUUAUGCAAGAAGCCAAAGAAUUGGGCAAAAAUAUGGACCUAAACAUUGUAAGGUUAAAGUUCACUGCUUACCUUCAGGACAGCAAUGGGAGUUUCACAAGAGCCUUGAAGCCUGUUGUUUCCAACCCUAUCUAUGAUAGCAAAUCACCAAAUGCUUCAAAUCUGAAGAUCUCCCGAAUGGAUAAAACCUCUGGAUCAGUGCUGGGAGGAGAAGAGGUCUUUCUGCUCUGUGAUAAAGUUCAAAAAGAUGAUAUUGACAUCCGUUUUUAUGAGGAGGAAGAUGAUUCCGGAUGGGAGGCAUUUGGAGACUUCUCCCCCACUGACGUCCACAAACAGUAUGCGAUCGUGUUUAAGACACCACCGUACCGCUGCACAGAUAUCACACGCCCUGUCACAGUGUUCCUGCAGCUCAAGAGGAAGAAGGGAGGCGACUGCAGCGAACCCAAGCAGUUCACAUAUAUUCCACACAAUCAAGACAAAGAAGAAGUUCAGAGGAAGAGGAUGAAGGCACUUCCUCAGCACUACGAUAACUGGCGGGGAGGACCUCAAGGAGGAGCAGGGGCCUUUGGAGGUCCUGGAUCUGGAACAGGAGGAGGUGGAAUGGGAGGAGGUUUUCAAUUUAAUCAUCCGAUGGAUGGUUCAGGGUUUUUCAUUGGUGGAUGUGGUGGAUUUGGUGGAGGGGCACAGAUGUCAGGCUCCACCCCACAGGCUGAUGGAUCUCAGAAUCAGCCAACAAACAAACAAAAUCAGUCUAGCUCUCAAAUGCAACAGCAGCUCAUUCAGAUUGCCACAGUUCUGCAGAAUCGUGCCACUUCGAUGGCAAAGGGCACUGCUCGGGCUUUGUUACAGUACUGCAGCACAGGGGAUGUGCGCCCCCUGCUGGUUCUGCAGAGACAUCUGUGUGGAGUGCAAGAUGAGAACGGAGACACGCCUCUGCACUUGGCCAUUAUCCAUCAGCAACCUGCUGUGGUGCAACAGCUUAUUCAGGCCCUGAACAACACCCCACAGCAGAAGUUCAUCAACAAACUCAACAACCUUAGUCAGUCUCCAUUGCAUCUGGCUGUGAUCACUAAGCAGCCCAAGUUAGUUGAGGUGCUGAUGAGAACCGGGGCAGACCCGAGCCUGCAGGACCGAGAGGGCCGGACAGCGCUUCACUUGGCCGCACACACCGGCGAUGAGGCUGUACUACGAGUGGUCCUGGGCCUGCUUGGAGAGCGCUAUAUCCAUUUAAUAAACUCUGCUGACUUCUCAGGUCAAUAUCCAGUCCAUCUCGCUGUAAGGAAGGACGGAGAGCACUGUCUUCGAUUGCUAGUGGAGGCAGGAGCAAAGAUUAACAUGCCAGAGCAGAAAAGUGGCUGUACAGCUCUACACCUGGCUGUGAGGGAUAACCUGUUAAAACUGGCCUGUAAUCUUAUUACUGAGCUAAAGGCUGACGUGAAUGUGUGUACCUACGGGGGCAACAGUCCUCUUCACUUUGCUGCCAGUCAGGGCUCCCCACCUCUCUGCUCCAUGCUGAUAGCUGCAGGUGCUGAUAAACGUAUGGAGAAUGAUGAGCCUCUUUUCCUAAGCUCGUCUUCAUCAGAUGAAGAUGAUGAGGGUGAGAAGAAUGAUGCUGAUAGGCAGCUUCCCGAUGACAUGGUUCAGCAAGUUCACUUGAUGUCAAUAUCAUCCGAGAGGGGAACAUUUAACCCACGCAAGAGACCUGCUGCAGGACACACACCAUUUGACCUGGCUAAAUGCCAAAAGGUUAGAGAUCUAUUAGAUGGCAGGAAAGGCCCCAAGCCCAGUUCACUCGCCCCCAAGAGGACCAAAAUAAGCACUGAUGAAGUGAAUCAAGGUUUGGACAGCGAGGUGCUCAUGAAACUGUGUGGUAUUCUUAUUGAAGACCAUGUACCCUGGAGAGAGCUGGCAGAAAAACUGGGCAUGCUCACACUCACUCAUCUGUUCCAGGAGAGUGCCUCACCCUGCCAGAAGCUUCUCGAGAACUACCAGUUGAGUGGUGGUCCUGUGGACGGCCUGGUGGAGGCGCUGCAGUCUCUGGGUGUGAGUGAAGGAGUGAGACUUCUGACAGCCAGCCAACCCAGAGAGGACAAGCAGAGCUCAGAUUCUACAGAGGACAGUGGCUUUGGGAGUCAGUCCAUUGGAGAGGGGAUGGGAAAUCCUGAAGUGACCAAUCACUGAUUAUCAGGAUCUAUUCAUUGAGGACAACUUGGCACUUUAUUUGACUUUUUUCAGGUGCGAACUGGUGGACUGUUCAUCAUCUCAAUGUGGAAAUACAGCACGUCACAGGAAGGAUUGAAAAGAAUCGUUUUGAGGUCAAAAGCCCUCACUGGUAUUACAUAACAGUAAGACAUGACAGAAAUCAGUUGAUACUCAAAUCUCUGAGGUCUGGAGUGUAGCUGUAGCUGUAGUUUUAGUGCAGACAAUUCAGUGCUUGUAUCUGAACAGCAAAUAUCCAACUGAGACUUUACAGUAAUGUAACAGUAAUGCAACUGUCAUUUCCCCAGCACAGCUAUAACCUUGGAAUAUGUUUUGUUUGCAGAAUGUUCUAUGGAUGUUUCUAGUAAGCUCUCUCUCGAUAUAUAUAUGCAACUUGCAAAAUGCAAAGAUGUGAUGACAAUUUAAAUGACUUUGCUUAAUUUUCGGAUACAUCUAGAGAUGUCUAUCCAAUACUGUUUGUUUAUUUAUGUGUAUUUUUGGUUGCAGUUAUACUUUUGUUCAGAGGUUGAGUAAAUAUGUUUGUUUUAAUAAAAUUAUUAUUUCAUAA